Siniperca chuatsi (mandarin fish) is the source of this 5196-nucleotide messenger RNA. It is a transcript of the gene ankfy1, whose product is annotated as ankyrin repeat and FYVE domain containing 1. The record is from RefSeq and is a predicted model, not a curated record. Gene Ontology annotation, molecular function: protein binding; metal ion binding. The transcript is spliced from 25 exons. Bases 124 to 3624 code for a protein of 1166 amino acids. Lineage: Eukaryota; Metazoa; Chordata; Actinopteri; Centrarchiformes; Sinipercidae.
UAAUAAUGGUUAUAGGUAUUGCAGAACUACUUCACCACUUGAACGCAGCACCACUGCCUACUAUCUACCUCUUCGUCAUAUCGCGAUAGAGACCAUCAGGCCACGGAGCUAACGCUGAGCAACAUGGCGGAAGAGGAGGUGACCAAGCUGCAGAAGCACCUGGCCCUGCUCAGGCAGGAGUAUGUGAAGAUGCAGCAGAAGCUGGCCGACACAGAGAAGCGCUGUGCCAUGCUUGCUGCUCAGGCCUCUGGCCAGGGAUCUUCCAGCCCUGCAGUUGCAGACACCUUCAUUAGCCGUCUGCUGGACAUCGUGGCCGACCUCUAUCAGCAGGAACAGUACAGUGACCUGAAAGUGAAAGUUGCAGGGGAGAAGCUCAGUGCCCAUAAGUUUGUGUUGGCUGCUCGUAGUGAUGUCUGGAGUCUGGCCAACCUGGCCUCCACCUCUGAACUAGACCUAUCUGAUUGCAAACCUGAGGUCGCCAUGGCAAUGUUGCGCUGGGCAUACACCGAUGAGUUGGAACUCUGUGAGGAUGAUGCCUUUCUUAUUGAUUUGAUGAAGCUGGCCAACCGCUUCCAGCUUCAGCUGCUCAGAGAGAGGUGUGAAAAAGGCGUAAUGUCCUCAGUGAAUGUCAGGAACUGCAUUCGCUUCUACCAAACGGCUGAGGAGCUACAUGCCAACACCCUGAUGAACUACUGUGGGGAGAUCAUAGCUAGUCACUGGGACGAUCUGAGGAAAGAAGAUUUCAGCACCAUGAGUGCCCAACUUCUGUACCAGAUGAUCAAGUCUAAAACAGAGUAUCCUCUCCACAAAGCCAUCAAAGUUGAGCGAGAAGAUGUGGUCUUUCUCUAUCUCAUUGAGAUGGACUCGCAGCUACCUGGCAAGCUGAAUGAACUGGACAACAACGGUGACCUGGCACUAGACCUGGCUCUCUCUCGUAAAUUGGAAAGUAUUGCCACCACUCUGGUUAACCACAAAGCCGAUGUGGACAUGGUGGAUCAGAGUGGCUGGAGCCUCCUGCAUAAGGCCAUCCAAAGAGGUGAUGAAUUUGCCUCCAUCUUCCUGAUUCGUCACUCAGCUCAGGCAAAUGCAGCCACAGUGGGGGCGGUGGAAACCCCACUUCACCUGGUCUGUUCUUUUAGCCCCAAGAAACACUCUGCAGAAGUGAUGAGCGGCAUGGCACGAAUUGCGGAGGCUCUGCUAAAGACCGGAGCCAACCCCAACAUGCAGAACAGCAAGGGCAGAACUCCGUUGCAUGAAGCUGUGGCAUCAGGGAAUGAGCCAGUGUUCAACCAGCUACUACAGUGCAAACAGCUUGACCUAGAACUCAAGGACCAUGAGGGCAGCACGGCUCUGUGGCUGGCCCUGCAGUACAUCACCGUGUCUUCAGACCCCUCAGUAAACCCAUUUGAGGAUGAUGCACCAGUAGUGAACGGCACGUCGUUUGACGAGAAUAGCUUUGCAGCCCAGCUUAUCCAGAGAGCAAGCAAUCCUGAUGCGCCUGACACUACCACAGGAAACUGUCUCAUGCAGAGGGCUGCUCGGGCAGACAAUGAGGCAGCUGCUCUUUUCCUAGCCACUCAUGGAGCAAAGGUCAACCAUGUCAACAAAUGGGGUGAGAGCCCGCUUCAUACAGCAUGUCGCUGUGGCCUGGCGAGCCUGACAGCAGAGUUGCUCCAGCAAGGGGCCAACCCCAACCUGCAGACGCAGAAGGCUCUGCCUGAGGACUCCCUUGGUGUGGCUAUGCAGACCCCCCUCCACAUGGCCAUUGCUCACAACCACCCAGAUGUGGUCUCUGUCAUCCUCGAGCAAAAAGCCAAUGCACUUCAUGCCACCAACAACUUCCAGAUCAUUCCAGACUUCAGUCUCAAAGACUCCAUGGACCAGACAGUGCUAGGCUUGGCCCUCUGGACAGGUAUGCACACCAUAGCAGCUCAGCUGCUGGGCUCAGGGGCUUCUAUCAAUGACACUAUGUCCAAUGGACAAACCCUUCUUCACAUGGCUAUCCAAAGACAGGACAGCAAGAGUGCCCUCUUCCUUCUUGAGCAUCAGGCAGACAUCAAUGUUAGGACCCAGGAGGGACAAACAGCACUACAGUUGGCCAUCAGUAACCAGCUGCCACUGGUGGUGGAUGCCAUUUGCACAAGAGGAGCUGAUAUGUCUGUGGUGAAUGACAAAGGGGACCCUCCCUUGUGGCUGGCUCUGGAAAAUGGCCUGGAAGAUAUUGCAUCAACACUGGUCCGCCAUGGCUGUGAUGCGACUUGUUGGAGCACAGGGCCCUCUGGCUGCCAACAGACCCUCCUGCACAGAGCUAUUGAUGAGAAUAAUGAGGUCUCUGCUUGCUUCCUCAUCCGCAGUGGUUGUGACGUGAACAGCCCCAGGCAGCCAGGUCCUAACGGCGAAGGAGACGAAGAAGCCCGAGAUGGACAAACGCCCCUCCACCUGGCGAGCAGCUGGGGAUUGGAGGAGGUGGUGCAGUGCCUUCUAGAGUUUGGUGCGAAUGUUAAUGCACAGGAUGCAGAGGGCAGAGCUCCCAUCCAUGCUGCUAUUAGCAGCCAGCACAACGUCAUUAUACAGCUCCUCAUUUCCCACCCAGACAUCCGUCUCAACAUUCGCGACCGCCAAGGAAUGACCCCCUUCGCCUGUGCCAUGACACACAAGAACAAUAAGGCAGCAGAGGCAAUCCUCAAGAGGGAGCCAGGUGCUGCAGAACAGGUGGACAACAAAGGGCGUAAUUUUCUCCACGUGGCUGUGCAAAAUUCAGACAUUGAAAGUGUCCUGUUCCUCAUCAGUGUCCAAGCUAAUGUCAACUCCAGGGUUCAGGAUGCAGCCAAACUCACCCCUCUCCACCUGGCUGUCCAGGCUGGAUCUGAGAUCAUUGUCCGCAAUCUGCUGCUUGCCGGAGCCAAAGUAAAUGAGCUGACCAAACAUAGGCAGACAGCACUACAUUUGGCUGCUCAGCAGGACCUGGCCACUAUAUGUUCUGUGUUGCUGGAGAAUGGUGUAGACUUUGCUGCUGAGGAUGAGAAUGGCAAUAAUGCUCUGCAUCUGGCUGUGAUGCAGGGCCGCCUUAACAAUGUCAGAACCCUUCUCACAGAGUCCAACAUUGAUGCUGAGGCCUUUAAUCUCAGGGGUCAGUCACCAAUGCAUGUACUAGGCCAUUAUGGGAAAGAGAACGCCGCUGCCAUUUUUGAAUUGUUCCUGGAGUGUAUGCCUGAAUACCCUCUGGACAAACCAGAUAAUGAAGGGAACACGGUUCUGCUCCUGGCCUACAUGAAAGGAAAUGCAAACCUGUGCCGUGCCAUUGUGAGAGCUGGGGCUCGACUGGGCAUCAAUAAUAAUCAGGGCAUCAACAUUUUCAACUACCAAGUUGCAACCAAACAGUUGCUCUUCCGCCUUCUAGAUAUGCUGUCCAAAGAGCCCCCUUGGUGUGAUGGGUCCAACUGCUAUGAAUGUGCUGCCAAGUUUGGUGUUACAACACGGAAACAUCACUGCCGCCACUGUGGGCGCCUGUUGUGCCACAAGUGCUCUAUAAAGGAGAUACCCAUCAUCAAGUUUGAUUUGAACAAGCCGGUGAGGGUGUGUGACAUCUGCUUUGAUGUAUUAACUCUGGGUGGAGUAUCGUAAUGCAGUGGCCUGGAUAUCUUCCACCCUCUGACAGUGGCCAUGCCAGGCCCAACUUGCCACAGUUAUUCAGGCACACCAGGAGAAGGGACAUCAGUCGCAGGACAUACUAACAAGAGAUUCCUGGACAGUUAUGGACCAUCACCGUUAUACUCUUCCAUUCUAUGAAAAACUAUUAAUGUUCUAGGGGGACGUUUCAAAUAGAAAGUGAAACAUUGUCUUUUUGUUUCUGUUUUGAUCAAAGAAUCUUAAAGUGUUUAUAAGCAGCUCUCCAGCUCAGUGAUGGCUGGACUGAGUUUGUUAAUCGGUUUCCCAAGCUCAAUAGUGUUUGUAAUGAUUGGUUCUUAUUAUCACAAGCAGGUAGCUGCUGUAUGUAUGACAUUUCAAUUCAAUGAUGAACAUUACAAUGAUCAAAUCAACUCUGGGGGUUUUCCUGUUCUCUGUUGGGAUAGUUCACCAUCAGCAGCCUUCAUGCUAUGUGACAUGCCCAAAGACAAAAAAAAAAUUAAUGCUACAAAAUGAAUACUUACAUUUAUAUGAGAGCUGAGUAAAACUAUAAAAUGCCCCAAGUCACUAGAUCUACAAAGACUGAACUAUCAGCAUGUUCUCUGUAAUCUUCCACUGUUCUGUCACACCAAUUCUGUAUUGACUGGAUAAAGUGGGACAGACAAGGGGGAUUUAAAGGGAAAGCAACUCAACUUAUUUUUUAAAUGACCAUUAUUUCCAAAUGAGAUCUAAUCUAGCUAGAUUCGGAUUUAUAACACUGACAUUGUAUUACUUUAUUGUUAGAGGUGAAAGAUGGAACAACUGGACAAAAAUGAAAUUACUCAUGAAGUGGGAUUGUUUCUUUCCAUGAUUGGUACAUAAUCUAUCAUGUGCAGGCAUCAGUAGCCAAAUUAAAUGGAAUGCUUACUUUUUAACAUGGCAAGUUGGGAAAAUGUGACCUGAGAAAGCCUAUUUUAACAUGAUGUGGUCCCCAAAACAAAAUUCUCUCAACAAUCCUCAUCCUCAGUUACAGAAAUGUCUAUUAUGCCAAUGCAUGUCAUUUAAUUUGUAGCCUUUACAUGUCAUUGUCAUAAUCAUAAAUCAUAUUUCAGAAUCAGUCACCAAAUGAUUACAUUCCAUUUUUGAUCUGCCAUGAGGAUCCUCAUAGGAAGAUCAUAGGUCCCCACAAUGUUGCCUCAAGUCAAGUUGUCUUAACACAUCGCAUUUAACGCUUCUUGAUUUCUAAGCCUAACAGGUGCACUUUAUCAAGAUCACAUGGCAUUUCCGAUCAUUGGGGAGAAUGUGGAGUAGAGGGACGGCCAAGUAGUGGGGCCUCUUUAAGUAUUGUUAAAUUGUACAGAUAAAUGUGUGAUAUUUUUGACCACUACACCUGUUUUGUACUUUAAUGCAGUUUGUGCUUGUCAUUGUGACAAACCUAAAUCUUGCCUCUGUUAAUCUUUUAUGCACAUUGUUUAAUCUUUUAUGCACAUUAUAUUGUAUCUGUAUGCUCAGAUAUCUAGCCUGUCUCUUCCUGGUGUAUCCUUUUAGAGAAAGGGAGGACAACUUUACAUAAAGGUCAUCAAAAACCAA